Colletotrichum siamense is the source of this 4005-nucleotide messenger RNA. RefSeq names its product putative RNA-directed DNA polymerase from transposon BS (gene RTase-1). Bases 1 to 4005 code for a protein of 1334 amino acids. The transcript has 11 exons. Lineage: Eukaryota; Fungi; Ascomycota; Sordariomycetes; Glomerellales; Glomerellaceae. The record is from RefSeq and is a predicted model, not a curated record. Gene Ontology annotation, molecular function: catalytic activity.
AUGCCUAUCGGUCCUCCCGGGUCUACCAUCCAGCCCACCUGCGUGGCCUCCGCUUGGCAACGGUCUCGUUUGAAAGUUGCCCAGAUCAACGUCAAGAAAGCCCCACUUCGCCUGACAGCUCUCAAUGCCUACAUGGAACGCAACCCUUGGGAUGUUGUGGCUCUUCAGGAUCCGCCGCCUCAUCUUCCAUGGUGCGACCUUUUCAAGCAGUACCAUAUUGUUUGGGAGCACACAGGCGACGGCGAACUCACCACCUACAACAAUCCAUAUACCAUCGACUCCAUGACAGCAAAACCCGCACGCUCGCUUCGCGAUAAGGCAGAGCGGAAGUUGAUGAAGGUGGUGCCACUGUACAAAGUCGCAUUCCUCGUGUCUUCACGUAUCCCAAUGCACGACUGGACCGUCGACUGGUACACGGGAGACGUCAACAGAACUCUGCUAUGCACCCUACGUCUUGAGACGCGUUUAGAGGCUACCCUUGCCAUCCACAACUUUUAUAAUGCCUACGAGAACGGAAUUCGCCAACUCGACAUUGAAGCUCUUCUACGGGCAUGCACCGUCUCCGGUUUCGAUCUCAUGCUCGGGGAUUCCAAUCUGAAGCAUGAUCUGUGGGCUGGGAAACUCGCAAAACCUCCAAAUAAGGAUGCCACAGACCUUGCCAUUGGAAUUCAGGCUGCCGACAUGGAGUGUCUUGUGAAGCCUGACGAGAUUAAGUUUACCUAUACUCGCGGUCAGAACACGGAGAUUUACAAGUCCACCAUCGACAUCGCUAUCUCGGGACCAGGUCUCACCCCCUACAUUUAUUCAUUUCGGCGAGUCGACGAUGUCGAGGGCUUUGAGUCAGAUCAUCGGGUUUUGGAAACUACGAUCGACACUACCACACGUCCGCUAGACGAUCCGCGCUACCGCUGGCGGGAUGCCUCGCCGAAGGAAUGGAAGGCAGCCGUUGGACCCCGCCUCAAAAAUGAGUUGAAGUCCCUUUCUUUGGAGUCUCGAGCUCAUAUCGACACCUUUUUUGCCGAGGCCGUUCGGAUAAUGGCCGAAGAGAGAGACCAGCAAAUCCCCAAGACGAAGACACCUGUGCUCAUCACCAAGGUCAAGCCUGCUGACCCUGCCUUUCUCGCCGUCGGCAAUCAACUUUUCAACCCAACACGUGCCGACAAUGCCGCCAACAGACGGCACAAUAGGUACAUCAGAGACCAGAGAGCUCAACGAACCAAGGAGUACCGCCUGUUUGUCGCGUCUGGAGCCAAGACCGUCUUCCAGUUGGCUAGGAUGAGCGCCCGCAGAUCGCUGCCCCGCGCCCCUUCCCACAUUCCAGUCUUGCAAAAAGUCCUGGAUGAGAACAACACUCGGAAAUAUUACUCGCACGAGGACAAAGCAGAGUAUUUAGUCGAAACUCUUUGGCCUCGGUACAGUUGUGGCACAGAGCCUCCCCCCAUUUUGGAGUGUCCUCCGAUCCCUGGUCCUUGUCUGGACGAUUCGGCACAGAAGAGGUUGAAGCCCGGAGAGUUGCGUGGCGUCGUACGAGGCAUGCCAGCUCACAAAGCUGAGGGCAAGGACGGUAUCUCGAUCGAUGCACUCAAGAUGCUGUUACCUUCAAAAGAGGACCCGGAAGAUAUCGUCACAUCUGUGUUCCAACGGGCGAUGCAAGCCUGCCUAGACCUCUCAUACCAUCCGGAGGAGUUCAAGGAGGCAGUGACGGUAAUGCUACCUAAGGCUGGGAAGCCGAAGCAUUUGCCAGGGAGCUACCGUCCAAUUGCUCUUCUCUCCGCUUUCGCUAAGGUCCUGGAAAAGCUGUUCACGAUUCGACUGGUGGAUUGGCUCCUUGCUGCCAGGAUUCUACCCUUCGAACAGUUUGGGUUCCGAGACAAGAACGCCACACAGGCCCUUGAAUUCAUCCUCAACGCUAUUUACAAGUAUUGGCUCGCGAAAAACGCCUUUGUUACGGUCGCCGCUCUCGACAUGACUGCCGCUUUCAAUCGUGUUCUUCAUGACCACUUGCUGUCUCUGCUUGUUGAGUACGGCGUCCCUCGUUGGAUGAUACAAUUCAUCUGGGAAUUCCUUUCUCGACGUAGCACCACUGUUCGUCUUCAAGGCAAGCUGUCGAAGAAGUUUUGGAUCAAGAUUGGUGUCCCUCAGGGCAGCCCUCUGUCUCCGAUUCUCUUCGUGGUGUUCACGAUACCUAUCCUCAAGAGAUUAAGGGAGAGCCGGACCUUGGAGAGCAACGACGACAUGGCCAUCUUCCAACUUUUCGACCUAGUUAUCACAGGCUAUGUUGAUGAUAUCACCAUCCUUCUUGCAUCCUCGUCCUAUGAGUUGAACUGCAAGGCAUUGGGACUGGUAUACCGUCGUUUGACGAGGUUCACGUCACUGCACGGCACCGAGUUCAGUGCCGACAAGACAAAAGUCAUGCACUUGUGCCAGUCACGCAGAGCUUUGGCGGUCACGGAUCUCAUGCCGAAGGUGUCUGGUUUUCCCAAGGAGGCAGAGACUUCAGUGAGGAUUCUCGGUUUACAUCUGGACUAUCAACUCAAGUGGAAUGUACACAUCGCACAUAUUCUCGCCAAGGUCAGACAAAAGAUGUAUCAGAUGCGGCGCGUCUGUGCAUCUACUUGGGGCCCGAAUGUCCGGAAGCUUUGCCACCAGUACAUCACCAGCAUACGACCGAUCUUUGCCUACGGUUGUGCCCUCUGGUACGUUAUUCGUAGCACCAAAGGGACUCGAUGCAGGUGGUCCCUCUGCCAACAGCUCUUCCAACAGCUUGAGACCGAACAAAACCAUUGUUUGAGGCAGCUCUCUGGUGCCUAUCGGCGAGUCUCGGGCGAUGUCCUCUGCAAGGAGCUGUUCAUCGAGAGGCUUUCGGUAUUCCUCGCUGGAUGCGCGAUGAAGCACCGAGCCAAGAACCUCACCAAGCCCGAGGGUCAGGCGCUGUUGCAGAGUUGGAAUUUCGUGGCCAAUGCCCGUGGUCUCACCGCCGAGGUCAUGGAAUCGCAUCCGUUGAAUGUUGCGUACCGGGAGGCUCAGGCUCUGGUUUUGGGGCCGGCGUUUGGAAGGCUUUUGCUGCAGAUCGAGGCGGACCCCAAAAUCGUGAACAAUCCUGGCCAGCAACUCGCGAGAUUGAGACGACUCAUCAACAAGAUUGUGAAGGAGCUGUCUCAUACCAGAUCGGAGGAGCUCUGGAACAAGUUCGUCCUCCAUCACCUCUGUGAAGCUGCUGGCUUCAAUGAGAGUUACCCGGCUCUUCAAGGACUUUGGGGGAAGCACAACGCCAAGUUGUACGCGGACAUGCCUAAGGCUCAAAGCACAAUGUUGCUUCAUAUUCGGACGGGCUUCAAUGGACUGAACGCCACACUACACUUUAUGGGAUUGGUCUCCUCUCCCAAGUGCCCUUGCGGUGAAGGCAUACACAAUGCGAAACACUUGUUCCUCCACUGCGAAUUGCUGAACGACGCACGCAAGCAUCUUCUCAAGGAAUUGCCCAAUUUGACAUUCGAAGCCCUCCUCACUCUUCAACCCAGGGCCGCUGCAGACUUCGCCAUCCGCUACUUUGGUAUCCCGCAGUUUCGAUGGACGGCAAAGCACAUGCCGAACCCCGCAUUUGGCAACUUGGUGGAGGAAGAGGAUGAAGCAGACUUUCUCCAGCCUUCCGACCUAUCUACCGACCCUCACGCACACCCUCUGUCGUCAAGCUCAGCCGUCUUUUCCGCCGCCUACGCUGCAUUCUACAUUCGUCAGCAACGCCCGCGAUGUCACAGUUGGCCUGGUCAACUUACUGGCUACGCCGCCCUACCAAGGACGUCGUCAAAGACCUCGAGGCAGGACCUGGCUAUAGCCAUCUGGUCCCUAGGGCUCUGCAUAUUGAAGGGCGUCGUCUUGCUGAUCGCCGCAAGCCUGGCCCUGUGGUUGGUAUCGAUCUUGGUGUCUUGGGGCGUGCCUCGGGCAAAGCCUUGCGGCAUGAGAUCCCAUGGAUCGGGCAGGAUGGAACACAUCGUGAAGGUGUAG